AUGGCGAAUUACUCAAAUUUAAUCUUUCUUCUUGUUCAAUUGCUACUCGUUCAAUCCGAUGAUUCUAGUCCGAAUGGCUUAUCCCAAAAACUACUGACGACAAGAAAACGACGAGAAAUAUUGUACGCAUCUGAUCAGAUUCCGGCAGGGAAACGAUCACCAUUGUUGAAUUUAAAAACAAUUUUUCAACAGAGUGAUUUUAAAAGUCAAACAAAGAUUAUUCCAAAUUUUGACCCCAACAACGUUCAUGCUGAAUAUCAAAGGUACGAACAAGCAAUACAAAUGGCUCACAGAAUUUCAGAAAGCUACCGUCAAAAACAUCAAGCAGACGCUUGUGCCUAUGCAGUAUUGGGACCUUGGCAACUAUGUGGUGAUCCAUCAAACAGCUGGUGCUGUUCCAUCAACGGAAAUUGUGGAACCGUUUCUGAUAAAUGUGGAAUGGAAGCUAUUACCAAACGAGCUAUAUAUAUUGGCGUAGGCCUUGCUGUAGGAGUUUUUCUAGUUCUUGUGGGUGCGGUAAUAUGUCAUAUUGCCAUUGAAGAAGGAUGGACCUCCCUACAAAUAGAUCGAUCAACAAGAUUGUUGCGUACAGAAAACUGGAAUUCAUCACUUUCAGAACCAGAAAAAUUGAUCGGAAAUACGGAGCAAAAGAACUCAAUAGUUUCAGUCAAAUUACAACCAUCAGACAACAUUAACUGUAAUGACUGGGCAGCAGUAAUCAUAGCCGCACAACAUAUCCCAACAUUACUACCUUCGUAUGAUGACGUGAUACAACAAAAUUCAGUAACAAUUAUGAUAGAUCAACCGUCGGUACUUCCUCCUACCUACGAAGAUUUCCAUCAAAAAAACAAUUAA
Molecule: messenger RNA, 855 nt
Organism: Adineta ricciae
Lineage: Eukaryota; Metazoa; Rotifera; Eurotatoria; Adinetida; Adinetidae
Source: the annotation of a GenBank genome assembly